Cryptococcus wingfieldii CBS 7118 is the source of this 978-nucleotide messenger RNA. RefSeq lists its product as hypothetical. The coding region runs from base 1 to 978 and encodes 325 amino acids. Lineage: Eukaryota; Fungi; Basidiomycota; Tremellomycetes; Tremellales; Cryptococcaceae. The record is from RefSeq and is a predicted model, not a curated record. The transcript has 5 exons.
AUGGACUUGGAUGGUGCCGCUCUGUUUCACACGGCCCCUUCUCUCCUGAAGAGCUACCUCCUCCGCAGACUGUAUACGGUCCCGCCUUCGCUGAAUCCGCCACCAACCUCCCCAAACACUGUAUCGACACCCGCCAUCGUCGGCUCUACCAAAUUCUCCUUCAACCACCGAGCUAAUGUGCUUGACAGAGAUGCUGUCAUGAUACCCAGCGGAUGGGAUAGUUGGGGCAAGUCCUCGGCCCCUCCUCCCCGGCCACGGAAAGAGGCAAUCAACCGCCCCCGCCGCACGAUCCCUUGCCCCGCCGUCAGCCACGACAGCCCCAACCCCGAUCGCAACCCCGACCCCGAAUCCAACGCCCCCCCCCCAGCGACGGUGGGGAAGAGAUCCGUUGGCGGCUUGGCGUCCGCACCUUGGUUGGCUGGGCCCUUCCUCUGUUCCCGGCGGACAAGUUCUCCCAAGGCAGGGAAGUCUUUGCCGCUGAUUCGAGGAACAGGGUUGCGGGAUGUACUGUUGUUGGUAUUUUUGUUCGUCGGGUGGCUUGGGCUGAGCGAGCACAAGGAGUAUCGGCCCAUUGGCCUGAUACUUCUCCCUCAUGUGCUCAGGCGGUGUUGGUGGUGCACCAUGCCAUACGGUACACGGGUGUUCGCCACUUCCCCUGCCACCUCCCACCCAGCCCAGCCCCUCGCCCCCUCGGCCAUUACCCCUCCCGCUCUCACCAUCGACGUCGGACUUCCCGCCCCCGCCCCCGCCCCCGCCCCCACCCAAGUGCCGCCUGAGGUCCAGGCCAAGCUGGACAGGAUGGAAGCCCUACUCGCCUACCAAGAGGAGGCUUACACUGUCCUACCCACCUCCGCUCUCUGGGCUUGGCUUGUGCACUGCGAGGCACUGGCAAGAGUCAAUCUAGUCCUGGUGUUCUGCCUCUUCAGAGAUCUGCCUGUCGUCUCGUACGUCGUUUUGAAGCUGAUCGAGAGUUGGUGA